AUGGCUGACAUGAAUUCUGUCGUCGACAGUCAGAGUAAAACUACGGUGAGUUUGUCGUGUUAUGAUAUCUAGACACUAGGUUUACGUAUGGUACAUUUACUGGUAAUUUACGCUAAAGCGAACAUUUAAUCAUUUAUAUUGGACAGCUGUAUCAGUUCUCGCUAGAGGACAAGUCUAUCAGUCCUUAUUGUUCUCGUGUUAUUCUACAGGAGGAAACCUAAAGUAAACUACUACGUUAUUUAUACUGCCCCAUACCUCGAUCAGUUCUAAACAGUUGUCACUUCGCGUUUAGAAUAAGGACAAUCCCUUAUUGCCCCAUGCAGUGUAAGCUCUGGAAUGGAUUUACUCCUGGAGUGCAGGGGUGUGGGCAACACACUCUGGACCUAGCCGGAUCAAUCCAUGACGAGCUACCUAAUUAGCCAAACUCAUUUUAUAUAUACUGGACGUUUAUAGUUCUUUGAGUUCUGUCGAAGCUAUUUUCGUUCAACUUCCAGUAUAAGGACCACCUUGUAUUGCUAAUUGUGUUAUUGUAUCCUCAACAAAUCUUUGUCAUUUUUUAUUAGCCUUCUCAGGUGACCUGUGGUUCUGCAGGUAUCCCAGGUAUCCCUGGAAUUCCAGGAAAUCCCGGAAGAGAUGGUAUACCCGGGUCACGUGGUCCUUCGGGAGCAAAAGGGGAGCCUGGGGAGAGAGGAGAUGAUUACGUAGAUCUGGUGAAGUCAAAUUGGAAACAAUGUGUUUGGAAGAGAAGUGAUACCAAAGACACUGGCUUGAUACAGGUUUAA
Messenger RNA from Paramuricea clavata, 782 nucleotides. NCBI's taxonomy places the organism in Eukaryota, Metazoa, Cnidaria, Anthozoa, Malacalcyonacea, Plexauridae. The record is from the annotation of a GenBank genome assembly.